Eucalyptus grandis is the source of this 2476-nucleotide messenger RNA. RefSeq names its product sucrose transport protein SUC3. Gene Ontology annotation, biological process: transmembrane transport. The record is from RefSeq and is a predicted model, not a curated record. Lineage: Eukaryota; Viridiplantae; Streptophyta; Magnoliopsida; Myrtales; Myrtaceae. Gene Ontology annotation, molecular function: sucrose:proton symporter activity. Gene Ontology annotation, cellular component: membrane.
CCCUGAUCCCCAAGCGGCCCGGUCAACUGUUCAUUGAUCUUCACUCCCCAUCUUCUUUCCGCACAGUAGUAAGACAUUCCCCCCCACAACCGAAGCCCCAGAUAUCCGCCAGCGAAGCGAACGGCGUCCACCGUCACGCGCGCCCAAAUUUGACCGGCCUUUUCCUCUGCGCGUUGCUCUUUGCCGACUGCAGAUCUCGCGCUCGCUCCGCUCGUUCGAACCGGAUCUGCCCAUCGGAUCGGCGCGCGACGUGCUAAUGCUGCGGUGAAGGAAGGGCGAGUGGUGAAGGAGGAUCGGGGCGGUGAAUUUCGCGAUCGGAACGGAGUCAUGGCGGGGAAGGCGGACUCGGCGUCGUCCAUCAGGGUGCCGUACCGGAACCUCAGGGACGACCAGGAAGUGGAGAUGAUGUCCGUGACGACGACGCGCACCACCGGAUCGAGCUCGAUUCUCCCCACGCCGCCGCGGCCGCCGUCCGCUAGGGCUCCGAACGGCGCCGGCGGCGACUUCAGGCCGGCGCACUGUAGCCUCGUGACUCUGAUCCUCAGCUGCACGGUCGCCGCCGGUGUCCAAUUCGGCUGGGCUUUGCAGCUUUCUCUGCUGACCCCGUAUAUUCAGACACUUGGCAUACAGCACGCUUUCUCUUCAUUCAUAUGGCUUUGUGGCCCCAUUACAGGUCUUGUGGUUCAACCUUUUGUGGGGAUAUGGAGUGAUAAGUGCAAAUCAAAAUAUGGGAGAAGACGGCCAUUUAUUCUUGCUGGAUCUCUGAUGAUCUGCAUUGCUGUGAUAUUAAUCGGAUUUUCUGCAGACGUUGGAUAUUUAUUGGGUGAUACAAAGGAGCACUGCAGGACAUUUAAAGGUACCAGGGCAAGGGCAGCUAUUGUCUUUAUCGUAGGCUUUUGGUUGCUGGACCUAGCGAACAACACGGUUCAGGGUCCAGCUCGUGCUCUUCUGGCUGAUCUAUCAGGACCUGACCAGAGAAAUUCAGCCAAUGCUGUUUUUUGCUCUUGGAUGGCUGUUGGAAAUAUUCUUGGUUUUUCCUCUGGUGCGAGUGGGAAUUGGCAUAGAUGGUUUCCUUUCCUGACCAGUAGAGCUUGUUGUGAAUCUUGUGGGAAUCUCAAAGCUGCAUUUCUUGUUGCUGUGGUUUUCCUUACGUUGUGUACCUUGGUGACUCUGUACUUUGCUGAGGAGGUUCCUCUUUCUAUGAAUGAGCAUCAACGUUUAUCAGAUGUGGCUCCUUUGUUGGAUGAUCCCAAGCAAAAUGGUCUGGAACUGUCCAAGAUGAAAUCAGACAUCCCAGGUGUUCACAAUGCCCAAGCUAUCAAUGGGGAGAGAUUUCAUGAAAGAGAGCUUGCUGAUAAUCAUUCGAGCCCAGAAACUAAUGGUGGACAAACUGAAAAUUUUGAUGAUGGCCCUGGGGCUGUAUUAGUGAAGUUGUUGACCAGUUUAAGGCAUUUACCCCCUGCAAUGCAUUCAGUGCUUCUUGUGAUGGCUCUAACCUGGUUGUCAUGGUUUCCUUUCUUUCUUUUUGACACUGAUUGGAUGGGGAGAGAAGUGUAUCAUGGUGAUCCAAAUGGGGAUGAGUCUGCAGUAAAACUUUACAAUCAAGGUGUCAGAGAAGGUGCUUUUGGUUUGCUAUUGAAUUCAGUGGUUCUUGGCAUCAGUUCCUUCCUUAUCGAACCAAUGUGCAAGCGAUUUGGGCCACGGCUUGUGUGGGCUUUGAGUAAUUUUAUCGUGUUUGCCUGCAUGGCAGGCACUGCUAUCAUCAGUUCUAUAUCCAUCUCAGAAAAUUCUAAAGGAGCUGAAGCUGUCGCUGGAGGGAUUAAAGCAGUUGAAGUGGCGUCUCUUGUUGUAUUUGCUAUCCUUGGUUUUCCCCUUGCUAUUACAUACAGUGUUCCCUUUUCCGUCACAGCAGAGUUGACUGCUGAUUCUGGUGGUGGCCAAGGUCUAGCUAUAGGAGUUCUUAAUCUGGCAAUUGUUAUUCCACAGAUGAUAGUAUCGAUAGGAGCAGGUCCAUGGGAUGCUCUGUUUGGUGGGGGGAACAUACCCGCUUUUGUUUUGGCUUCCAUUGCUGCUCUUUCAGCUGGCAUAAUUGCCGUUCGUAAACUGCCGAACCUUUCGAGUGGUGGGUUCAAAUCAUCCGGUUUUCAUUUUGGGUGAGCGCAGAAGCGGCCUCGACUUGGUCCGAGACCACCCCUUCGAAUGUUGAUCUCCUUAUAGCUCAACAGAAUGCGUCGCGGCUCGCUCAAUAGAGGCAAAGGGCUCGUUGACAGCGCAACAGCACCGUGAUUUUUCCCAGGGUUACACGUUUCAUAUUCAAAUUAAUUCAUUUUUCCCCCACCCGGUGUGGGCAUUUGUAAUCUACGUAGAUUGUAAAUCAGCAUAUAAUACGAUGAGAGGCUUAUACGAGCAGAUAUCAUGACAAUUUUGGACUUGCUCCCAGCGUGGCACUAAUAGUUAGAAUAAUCUUGUCCGGUCU